This is a messenger RNA of Penicillium egyptiacum, 2505 nucleotides long. The record is from the annotation of a GenBank genome assembly. Lineage: Eukaryota; Fungi; Ascomycota; Eurotiomycetes; Eurotiales; Aspergillaceae.
AUGACUGCGCAGAUGGAUACCGAACCCAGAACUCACAAGGAAUACGUUGUGGGGUGGGUAUGUGCUCUGCCAAAAGAGCAGACCGCGGCGACAGCCAUGCUAGAUCGAAGACACGUCGGGCUCCCGAAGCCGCGGAAUGACCCCAAUACUUACACCCUUGGAUCUGUUGGCAACCACAACGUUGUGAUAGCUUGCCUCCCUAAAGGCCAGAUUGGCAACAAUUCGGCAACGAACGUUGCUGCCUGGAUGGUCUCGACUUUUCCGUCCAUCAAAUUCGGCCUGAUGGUGGGUAUCGGCGGCGGCAUUCCACCCAAGGUGAGACUUGGCGAUGUGGUUGUCAGCACACCCUUGGGCCAGUUUCCUGGUGUGGUCCAAUGGGACUUUGGCAAGGCCAAAGAAGGCGGCAGCUUCGAACGGACCGGGUCCCUGAACAAUCCGCCCACGUCUCUGCUCACGGCCCUGACAGCGUUGGAGACGGAGCACGACUUGGUUGGCUCCAAGAUACCGGAGUACUUGGAGGAAUUGAGGGAGAGGUGGCCGAGACUUGUACCGAAGUACCUGCCGUCUGAUUUGCAGGAUAUAUUAUUCAAAGCAGAUUAUGGACAUGCAAGCAGGCGCGCCUUGGAUCUCGAUGAUACUUGUAAUGUUGACGAUGUAGAUGAGGACGAGGAAGAGAGCUGCCGAUUCUGCGAUAAGACACAGGUCGUGAGGAGGAAACCGAGAGAUAUGUCUGUGCACUUCGGUCUGAUCGCAUCGGGGAACCAGGUCAUCAAGGAUGCUGCUUUCCGAAACAAACUCAACGAAGACCUUGGUGGUCAUCUCCUUUGCAUCGAAAUGGAAGCGGCGGGGCUGAUGAACAACUUCCCGUGCAUCAUCAUCCGAGGAAUCUGCGACUACGCGGACUCACAUAAGAACAAAGAUUGGCAGGAAUACGCUGCGGCUGUUGCUGCAGCAUUUGCAAAGGAAUUUCUGGCAUUCUUGCAACCAACUGAUAUUGAGGGAGAGCGUCCAGUGAAGGAAAUACUUGGGCAGGUUCUCAACGCUGUAUCCCAGUCUGGGGCAAACAUUAAAAAGAUAAGCAGCCAUUUAGAACAAAAGGAAGAGCUUGAGAUACUCAACUGGAUUACGCCGAUCAACUAUGGCCCUCAACAAAGCGAUUUCUUAGGAAGAAGACAACGCGGAACUGGCCAGUGGCUUCUAGAGUCGACACAGUUUGAGAUAUGGAAGGCGAUCAAGAACCAGACAAUGUUUUGUCCCGGAAUUCCCGGAGCUGGCAAAACCAUCAUCAGCUCGAUUGUGGUCGACCAUCUCGACCAGGAGUUUCAAGCAGACCCGGCAAUAGGUAUCGCUUAUGUGUACUGCAACUUCAAGCGGCAGGACGAUCAGAAGAUCAACGAUUUGCUGGAAGGCUUACUAAAACAGCUAGCUGGGCGGUGCCAGCCUCUGCCAAAUAGCGUUAAAGAGCUCUACAAGUACCAUAAAGCCAGAGGAACGCGACCGUCAGCCGAAGAGAUUUCCAACGUUCUCCUCAUCGUAGCGGCGACAUUCUCAAAACUCUUUAUUAUUGUUGAUGCACUUGACGAAUGCCAGGCAUCUGACCGGCUGCAUUUUGUAUCAGAGCUUUUCAACCUUCAGACACGGCACAGCGCAAAUAUCUUUGCGACAUCGCGAUUCAUAUCAGAGAUUAUGGAUCAAUUCAAAGACGUCUUAUCAUUAGAGAUCCGUGCGACCGACGAGGACGUGGGGAUGUACCUGGAAAGCCAUAUGGGACAGCUACGACCUUGUGUCCUGGAGAAUCGCCAACUGCAGGAGGAGAUUAAAACUACUAUCUCAGAUGCAGUCGAUGGAAUGUUUCUGUUGGCACAAAUUUAUCUUGGUUUCCUCGACGACAAAUUGACCGCAAAUGAUAUCCGGACGUCAUUGAAAAGCUUUCGGAAGCAAGAUCGAGGAUCGAGCGAAGACGAGAAGACUGAGAUAUUGAGCCAUGCCUAUGAUCAAGUAAUGGAGAGAAUUGAUCAACAGCGGCCGGGUUUGAGACAACUCGCAGUGAAGGUCUUGUCAUGGAUCAUCUAUGCGAAGCGGCCGCUCAGUAUACAAGAACUUCAGUAUGCCCUGGCAAUAAAGGAGGGAAAGUUCCAGUUUGACGAAGGAGACCUGCCACAUAUCGAAGAUAUGGUAUCAGUUUGUUUGGGAUUGAUCACUAUCGAUGAUGAAAGUACCAUCAUACGUUUGGUGCACCACACCACACAGGAGUAUUUUGCGCGGACCAGGCAGGACUGGUUUUCCACUGCCCACACCGAAAUUGCAAAAUCCUGCGUCACCUGCUUGUCAUUUGACGUUUUUGAAGCCGGAUGCUGCCCAACGGAUGGUAGCUUGCUUGCGAGAUUACGGACCACUGUGCUUUAUGGCUAUGCCGCGAAGAAUUGGGGAUACCAUGCCAGAUACUCCCUGAGUCUGGACGACGCACUGAUAUUGGACCUUCUUCAGAACACCUUCAAAACCUGA